AUGGCGGAUACUCAGGAAGGAAAGCCGUCGCGCUACCGCUCGCAACGAAAGGCAGCGACCGCCUCCGCACCUCCAACGACAGCAGAUGCCGGCAUAGGAAGAAGCAGGUCUCGCUACCACAAGACUCGCCCGAACGCUGCCCACACCCAGGACCAAUCUCUUACAGAGUCAAACACCGAAGCAAACAUAUUCCCGACAAGGACUCGCUCAACCCGCGGCACGAAUGAAGCACGCGAUACAGAAGCUGGGGCUGUUGACUCUGGAGAUGAUGGUUACGGCAGCAUGCGAUCGCAACACAAGAGCUUGGAGAGAACGAAAUCUCCCUUGAGAGAGGAUCCGAUGAAGUUCGCAAGAGCCCAGGCACCAACUCACAUUCGCGCCAAAGUCGAGGACUAUAUACCGGAUCAGGAAGAAGGCGAAGUCUCGGCCGAGGAAACAGCCGGCUGUUUUGGCAUGUUUGGAAGAAAGAAGAAGAAGGACACGGCUCGCAGUGCUGGAAAGAAGCCACUCAAUACUCGUCCAGCCGUCAACAAGAUGAGCGAGCCUCCAACUAUCAGACCGGGAGGCGGUGGUGUGGUGCCCAUGAAUGAUGCACCUGGAAUGGGACCGAACGGCAACAACCGACGCGUUCGUGUCGAGUGUAGUGGGGCGUCUAUCGAACUGCCCGUGUGCCCAACCACUUCUGCUUCGGACCUAAUAGCAUCGGCUGCCAACUGCUUGUCCCAAAACAUCGAUCUUAAAACAUCGAUACUUCUCGAGGACUAUCAAUCGAUUGGCAUAACAAGACCUUUCAGGCGAUACGAGUAUGUCGCAGAUGUUAUGAACUCUUGGGAUGAAGAUCGCGUCAAUUCGUUACAGGUUGUUCCUGCGCGUGCUGUGAUGAGUGAUCCCAGCGCAUUGAGUGCUGCUAAUGUUCCUCGUGAGAAGCCGAGGGAGGCUUCUUUCUUGAUGCAUCAUUCUCAGAAACCGGGAACCUGGAACAAGCGUCUCAUUACAAUCCGUCAAGAUGGUCAACUCCUCGCCGCGAAGCCUAAUAAAGUGACCGAAACGUCGAAUAUUGGCCAUCUCACCGAUUUCGACAUUUACAAUCCUACAGCAAGAUAUCUAUCCAAGGUACUGAAGCCGCCCAAGAAGAUAUGCUACGCCGUCAAGAGCCAACAGAAGCCAUCGCUGUUCCUCAAGGACUCAAAAUCAGUUUACGUUCAUUUCUUCUCCACCUCGGAUCAAGUACUCGCCGCCAGCUUCUACGAAGCUGUCCAAGGCUGGCGAAGUUGGUACCUGCACAAUGUCUUAGAGGAAGGCAAAAAGAAGAAAGCCACGGACCUGGGCCGAACGCCUAGUAAAGCGACGAGACCACCGAAGCAGUCAUCGCAUAUCCAACAGCCUUCGACUGGAUCAAUGGAUGCCCACUAUCAACUAGGUAGCUACAAGCCCCUCAUGGAAAAUGACAAGUUGGAAAGACCUACCUCGUCCAGAGGUCAAGACAAUACUUUCGGAGCUCCUGCUAGGAAGCCAUCAGUGCGUGAGCGCUCAAGUCAUCCUUCUGUGCUGUCCAAGAAGCAACUGUUAUCGGAUGACGAGCCUCUUGUCAAUAUGGCGGGUGCCAGAAGAACUUCGUUCGAUGCUGACGCUGCAGAGUUCGCUGGCGAUGGUCUGCUAGGUAGGAGCUAUUCGACCCGACAGAAGGUUGUUGCAGAUAGAGAGGCUGCUGCCAAGAACCCUUGGGUCACAGGUCCUUCUUUGCUCAGUGGUGAUCAAGCGGAAGGACUGAACCGCCAGGCAUCCGUAAAGCGUACAGGGUCAACCCGUCGUACUAAUGGCACUGGCACCGAACUCAAGCACCGUCCGUCAACUCGCGAACGUCUCAUCGCAGCUGACGACGGACUAAAGCGAUCUGGUUCAGGCCGCACGAAGGCUCCAUCUAAGCCGCUGGUUGACCUCACCCCAGCUUAUCAACCACCACCGCAACAUUCCAAGAAAGGAAAAGGGUUUCACCCCGAUCAAGUCGGUUCCGGUGGACUGAUCGACAAUGCUACAAGCCCUGAACAAGCAUACAAUAUUCCGCCGGCUCACGAUUGGCGUGGUGGUCGAGCUAAUGGCUCCGCUGCGGCUAAUGCAGGCGUCAGUCGACAGCGCUCGCUGGCACACAGACCUGGCUUAGAAACCACCGACGAUGCAUUCACUGGCACAGGCUUGCUAAACAGCACUCAUGGUGGCUACACAGGUAAAGCUUCGGUGGGUAGAGGAGUUAUGAGCGGUAACAGAAAUGCGCGCGAGCCCAUGCUCGAUGUCUCCGAGGAAACGAACUACGUCCGAGGUAGUCUCCUUAACAAGGUGGCUCGAACUGAACGCGAGGAGGGCAGAGGUGGGCCUAUCAUCGACCGCAGCAAAUGA
Aureobasidium subglaciale EXF-2481 is the source of this 2394-nucleotide messenger RNA. RefSeq lists its product as uncharacterized. Bases 1 to 2394 code for a protein of 797 amino acids. NCBI's taxonomy places the organism in Eukaryota, Fungi, Ascomycota, Dothideomycetes, Dothideales, Saccotheciaceae. The transcript is spliced from 2 exons. The record is from RefSeq and is a predicted model, not a curated record.